AUGUCUCGUCCUCGGCCUCCGUUGCACGAUCCAUAUGGGCUUCUUAGACCGCCUCCUCCGGAACCCACGACGUCCCUGUACAGCGUCGCCUCGAAUGUAUUGACAUCUACUACGUCUCUUCCUCUCCCAAAUAGCUCGCCAAAUCGAAGAAGCCGCCAGCGAGGACUGUCUCCUAAUCGAACCCAGCAUGGGGAAGAAUAUGAUGAUCAGCCCUACAUUACGAACGUUGUGAGACACCAUGGCCAGGUAACUUUAGUACCUCCAGUCAAUCAAGGGCGAGCUCGCAAGCCUAGGAGAAGGAGAAACCCAGAAGCCGCCACGAGCUCUGUUUCGCUGGCUGAUACUUUGGCUAGACCCAGUAGUUCUAGUGGCCCCAGUCGUAUGCUCACUGAGUCCCAGCCACGUUCUCCUCGUCGCCCCCGCCGGAGCUCAGAGGCUCGUACCGUCUCUAAUCCAGAUGUUAGAGCAUCGCCUUAUCCAGAUUACCCACCACCGUCUUUCGAGGAAGUUCUUGCCCUUGACCAGAAUAACACUUUGUCUACUCCAACUUCACCACCACCCAAUGAACUACCCAGGUCAAAUGACCCACCUUCUCCAAUGUUUUUGGUUUCAGCCCCUCCUUCACUAUCGGAUCCUGCACACGAUCCUAUUACUACUUCUACACCCUGGGAACGAGAUAGACUUCUGGGGCUUAGUUUGGAGGAGAGAGUAAGGCGGGAAUACGAGAGAAACUUGAAGCAACGCUCGGGCUCUGAAGUGGCACUAGGGGCUGAUAAUGAAGAGUCAAUACCCAGAGAAUCUUCACCAGCCACUGUUCCCAGCUCUCCGACUGCCACGUCUGUAACUGCGUCCAACUUCUUGACGCCACAAAACCUAUCACCUUCACCGUCCGGUAUGGCCUUGCCUCUUUCAAUGACCAAUUCGCCAAGGACUAGUGAAACCCCACAAACUCCUGGACCUCCAGUUCCUUCCAAGUCUCCCGACCUCAUCGAUACUCCUACCAGAACCAAUGGAGCACUGGCAGAUCAUGACGCAGGACAGCCCGUACGUAACGCUCCGACGGAAUCUCAGACGCCCAGGCCUGCGGAGUUGGAUGUGCCAAGUACAAGUACGUCGAGUCAACUUAUUCACACUGAACCUACGAACUCGAGGAAAGCGUCUGUACAAGAGACACCAUCUAAUUCCGAGGUGCCUCUUACUUCACUCCUGUUCACCACAAGGCUGAGGUUAGACAGUUCACCGGAGCGUACCACUACGCCUGAAUUUCGCCGAGAACGCUCCCCUAUUCGAGAGAUCCGGCCAAGAACUGAAGACGGGUCUUCUCAAGCGACAGCGGAAAGACCCGUCGAAACCGUUUUUCGAAACACUCCUUUUCCCCAUGUUCAUUCAACACGUUCAGCUGUAUCAUCCCAAGAGGCCACUUCAGGGGCAUCGCCAUCCAGGAUAACAUCAACUUUCAGGAGCGCCAGUCCAUCCCGGUCCCCUUCCCGUCCUCGUCCACCAUCACCAAAGCUUGAAUCUCCUGCAACACCAAUCGCACCUGUAACUUCUCCCCCCUCAGCGCCAUUAACAGCCGACGUAUCCCAAUCGUCCUCUACUGCUAUUUCUCGUCGCCCCCCACCACCGCCUCCACCACGCCCUCUUCAGCGCCAAGUGGGCUCAGGUGUAGCAGCGCGUAUAUCUGCAUACGAGUCGCUUCUCGCAAACGCUCCCAAAGUUCCACCGCCCAUACCACCCCGACCUCGCCCAAGAUCACAAACCACUUUGGACAAUGUUCCGGCUCGACCUGCGAACAGUACAUCCGAGAUAGUACCCGGCCUUGAAAGCUCAGAUGUCCAACCCCAGCAAGUGUCAGCAAGUGGAGCAGAAGCAUCGGAUGUACCGACAGAUCCGCAUACAGCCAUACGACCACCUGUACCGAUUCAAAGGCCAAGACCACCAACCCGCCCAGUUAGUUUACAUGCAACCACCCAGGCCACAGUUCGGCCGUCACGCCCAGCUAGUAUGGUGUUGCCGACUGCUGCGUCUCCGAUUUCUCAAGGUAAUCGUCUCGGAUCUGGACCGCUCCCCAUACCUGGACCUUUGCAAUCAGACCGUCCUGUGUCCAUGAACUUGCAAACCCAGGUGCCUAUGCUCUCUCCAACGCACUCGGGCAGUGUUGUAACAGAGGCACUUAGGGUACUAGUAGAUACGCAUAUAGCCAAUCACUCGUCCUCAGCAGUCACUCGGCCAAGGUCACUAUCACGGGCAAUCAGCAUAAUACCCCAAGACGUUGACGCAUCUCCUCUACGAGCUUCUCCUCAGAACGAGGCUGGGACCAGGCCAUUCGCUACCCCCCUACCUCAGCGGCCAGAGCGCCCAACCUCUGCACAUAUACAGGCACAGGCUCUCGUACCUGCUCGAGUUGGGCCUGAUGGAAAACUUGAAAUCAUUCCUGAUGCAGAGGUCAUCUGGUUGGAUCAACCUAAUGUAGGAAAUUCUGAAUAUCAAAGCCGACCGCCAGGUUCAGGAGCGUUCGGCGAGAGAUCUCCCCCUUUACCUAGUAUUCCCUCAGAGACGGUGGCAGGACCAUCGAGCCGGGAGCCCGAGGUCAACCCAUUCGAGGAUUCGUUCUUGAGUCCGCAUGUCUCUGCACCUUCCAUGACCCGUCAAUCAUCUACAACAUCAUCUAUAUACCACCCCCUAUCCCCGGUGCCAAGUCAGCCACAAGACUCAGACUCGGGCCCAUCAGGUUCUAUGCCUACAACCGCAGCUACAGCCUCUACCACAGUUUCACCACCAGCUCAUUUAGCAGAUGACUUCGAAUACACGGACCUAGACUUGCUCAUUUCGCGCCUUGAAGAGAACGAGGCCUCGCGCCAGGGUGCCAACUAUGAACAACUUCUCGCGGUGGGCGAAGUCCUCGGCCCAGCACACCCUCCGGUCCCCCGGCCCGAUUUCGACCUGAAUGUAGGACUAAUCGAGAUUCAGCGUCGACGAGUUAUGAAAGACGGUCGAGUUAAACUCAAACUUUCACUCAUGGGUGUAGGAGUGGACAAAUGCGGAAUUUGCCUUACCCAGUUCAAGAAUAACGAGAGCGCGGUACUUCUCCCUUGUCUCCAUAGCUUCCACACAAACUGCAUCAUGUCUUGGUUUGUCCGACAGGAUGCUCCUGCUUGUCCACAUUGUCGCACUCCAGUUACGCAAUAG
Rhizoctonia solani is the source of this 3189-nucleotide messenger RNA. Its product is annotated as Zf-rbx1 domain-containing protein. The transcript is spliced from 5 exons. The record is from RefSeq and is a predicted model, not a curated record. Lineage: Eukaryota; Fungi; Basidiomycota; Agaricomycetes; Cantharellales; Ceratobasidiaceae. The coding region runs from base 1 to 3189 and encodes 1062 amino acids.